This is a messenger RNA of Hibiscus syriacus, 1571 nucleotides long. Its product is annotated as alkane hydroxylase MAH1-like. NCBI's taxonomy places the organism in Eukaryota, Viridiplantae, Streptophyta, Magnoliopsida, Malvales, Malvaceae. The record is from RefSeq and is a predicted model, not a curated record. The coding region runs from base 28 to 1548 and encodes 506 amino acids. The transcript has a single exon. Gene Ontology annotation, molecular function: heme binding; oxidoreductase activity, acting on paired donors, with incorporation or reduction of molecular oxygen; monooxygenase activity.
CUUCAUACAAUUUACUCCUUAAGCAUAAUGGCAGUGUUUAUCUAUCUUGAAUUCAUGGUGUUUGGAAUUAUUUUUCUUCGUUUUCUCUAUCGUUUCAUCGACAACAAUUCUCUCCCUCCAAACUGGCCAUUUGUCGGGAUGAUUCCAGCCUUACUUCUCAACAUCCAUCGCCCUCAUGACAAAGUUGCCGAUGUUCUCAAACGAAGCAAUGGCACCUUCUUUUAUAAGGGACUUUGGUUUACCAACACCAGUUUCUUGGCCACCUCAGAUCCUGAGAAUGUGCGCUAUAUAUUGAGCUCCAACAAUGCAGAUUAUUUGAAAGGUUCAGAAUGGCUGAAACAGUUUGAUAUCUUCGGAGAAGCGCUUUUCAAUUCCGACGGUGAGGCUUGGAAACGUCACCGGAAAGUGUUCCACGCUUUCUUGCACCACCCACAGUUCAAGCAAUCACUCUCAAAGGUUCUCCAUCAACGUAUCGAGGGAGGGCUGGUUAAGGUGCUUGAAUAUGUUUCUCGACGAGACAUGGUGGUGAACUUGCAGGAUUUGUUCGUGAGGCAUGCGUUUGAUAUCGGUUGCAUAAUGGCCGUCGGCUUUAACCCCGGCGUACUCUCCAUUGAAUUCCCCGAGAACCGAUUCCAUAAAGCCAUGAGUGAUACUCUUGAAGCAGCAUUUUACAGAUAUGUGAUGCCCGACAGUGUCUGGAAGCUGCAAAGUUGGCUUCAGAUUGGAAAAGAGAAGAAACGAACUGAAGCUUGGAAAGCUUUCGAUAAUCUUUUAACACAUUAUAUAUCGAUCCAACGCCGCAAAUCCAAGAAAACAAUGGCAUCAGCGAGUGAAGACGAUGAUUUCAAUUUCUUGAAGUGUUACCUAACGGGACAUGAAAUUACAGGCCCAACAGCAAAGGACAGUCUUAUACGAGACAAUAUCAUACACUUUUUGUUUGCCAGUGACGAUACCUACAGCUUAACUCUCACUUGGUUUUUUUAUCUCAUCUCCAAGACAUCCAUGGUUGAAAUUAAGAUCAGAGAAGAAAUAAAGCGACACUUAUCGAUGAAACAAGUCGAGGGUUUGCAAAUACCGUCUAACUUCGACGAGUUGAGUGAUCUAAAGUAUCUUCAUGCAGCGAUUAGCGAAACCCUAAGGCUCUUUCCACCGAUUCCGUUCGAAUUCAGAACAUGUACGAAGCCGGACUUUCUUCCGAGCGGUCAUCGAGUCGACCGGAACACCCGAGUCUUAAUCGGAAUACAUGCAAUGGGAAGGAUGGAAAGUUUAUGGGGAGAAGAUUGCAAUGAAUUCAAGCCGGAAAGGUGGAUCAGUAAAGAAGGGAAGAUUAAACGAGAGUCACCAAGUAAAUUUUGCGCGUUCCUGGCGGGACCGAGGAUUUGUCCAGGGAAAGAGUUGUCAUUUCUCUUGAUGAAAGCUACCGCAACGGUGAUUAUUCAUAACUUCAAUGUUCAUGUAAUUGAAGGCCAGAAAAUUGUUCCCAAGAACAGUGCGUUUUAUCAGAUGAAGAAUGGGUUAAUGGUUAGGGUUAAGAACAGAUGGAGUUGAGAAAUUUGCAGGGUUUCCUUGGC